Molecule: messenger RNA, 816 nt
Organism: Symbiodinium sp. CCMP2592
Lineage: Eukaryota; Dinophyceae; Suessiales; Symbiodiniaceae
Source: the annotation of a GenBank genome assembly
AUGGGGUCCAGCAGAAGGGCGGAGCCUACGGCAGGCCGGUUUCGAGCAGCUUCCAGCCGACUUGCGGGAAGGCCUCAGCGAGCCAUCGGAGCCAUCGGAGCCAUCGUUUGGAUUGGCACCGGGCAAGCUUGUUACGGCCUUCCCUUCUCGAUUCCCUUCGCUUGCCGGCGUGCAUCGGUCUUCUCUUUGGUCCUUGCGCCGCUGGCGCCUGGAGCAGCCCAGGCGCAGGCGGCGCAGGCCGAAAGGCUUCCCAAGCUUCCGGCAUCCGGGAGUCGCGUGCUUGAUCUCGGCGGCCUUCUUCCUGCAUCACUGGAGCAGGACCUCGAGAAGGCCAUAGAGUCACUGGAGCGUGAUACGCCGUAUCGAUUCCGUCUGGUGUGUCCUCCUCCUGGUUACGGCCCUCAGGAUCGGGCGACAUGGUCUGACUUUGUGAAGAAUGUUGGCCAGUACUUUGCACAAGAAGCUCAAUGGGAUCCUGCCAACGCUGUCGUAUUGCUGGUCUCUCCCAGAACCUCUGCCGGGCGCACGGCAAACCCGCUGAAUUUUUCCGUUGCCACCAAGCUUACCCAACGUCUACAGUAUCGGAUUGCAUCUGACACCUUUACCAAAAUAUCGAACAAGUAUGGAGACCGUGAUUUUGUGAUACAAACAGGGGAGGGAGAAGCUGCCGCACUCGCCGCCUUCAAUGCAAUCGCUUGCCUCCGCAAAGGGGUCUGCAUGCAGCCGCUGCCCGAUGACGAGGCUCGUGCUGUUGCCUUUGGAGGCAAAGCAGCGGUCAGCACUGCAGACGCCUUGGAAGCUGCUGGCCUUCGAUGA